UGUAUUCUUCUUGUAAUCUAAAAUGUGAAAAUCUCACUAUUGCAAACAUAUUUUAAAAUAUCGUCAAAGAUGGAGUCUGAACCUGUGAACUACUUUAUGUAUUUACCAGACGAAUUGAUUUAUCUUAUAUUGGGUGAUAAAGUACUGAACAACACUGAUGUUCUCAACUUCGGGGCUACUUGCAAGAGCUAUCAUGAGCUGGUCCUAUCUGACCCGAGUCUUUGGAAACGAAAACUAAAAAACUCACUAAAACCUGAUGUGUUUGAAGUCAUUGAGCAGCAUUGUGAUGGGAACUGGCUCCAGCAAGCGACCAGCUACUACACUCUGAGGAAAACAUUACAUACUGAAAUAGCAAACAUGUCUCCUAAAUUCUUCUGGAGGCAAACUGAUAUAACAAUGGAUGAUAUGGCAGAUGUAAUCAAGUAUGCAUUGGUAAACAAUAUUAAUUACUACCUGUGCAUCUCCAUUCUCAGUGAGAUUGUGAGGAAGGAGCACAACAUUGUGGGCUGGAUCUGGAUUCCAGAGAAGCCAUACAGGUUAACUGAUGUCCACUAUGCCAAAAUAGUACUAAGAUAUCUGUUUCACAACUAUCUAAUGAUAAAAGAUGCCCAGAUGCAGAGAAUGAAUGAUUUGGCUCCAGAGAAAAUUCUCCACUUCUUUUUACAAUGGACUGACACCUCCAUGGUCUAUGAAUAUGAGGAAAUUGACAACAAGCUAACUGAGCUAGCAGAGCAAGUCCUUCAGUUGCUGGAGCCUACACACCCGGCGCGCCGCAGCGACCCCGCCGCGCGCGCCGCCUGGGCGCAGCACCUGGAAGACAACCAGUGGAACCCACAGGACAGCGGCAAGGUGCUAGCGGCGCUGGCGCAGCGGCUGUUCAAGGAGCGGCGCGUCUCAGUGGCCGACGGGGCCAACCUCGAGACGCUCAACAUCACGCGGACAAUAAAAACCGGUUGCGGCCACGCGGCGGCCGUCGCCAUCAUCUACUCCGGAGUCGCACGACGCUGCGGCGUACGGAUCGAACUGAUCGCCUUUCCUCACCAUCUCUAUCUCGAGUACCGAACCACCUACCACCCCCUAUCCACCCCCGCUUACGUCAUCAACUUGAACACCGGGGAUAUAGGGAAGAAGCAACAGUGCCCGUUCUCAAGUGGGGUGAAUGAUGGGGAUAUCAAGUAUAAUUCGAAGUCGCUGCUGGAUUACUUGGCGCGCGUGUUUAGGGAGAAUAUGGGCGCUAUACAGAAUUGUCCCUAUUCCAGUAACUCGGAGAACCUGGUUCUGCUGUCGCCGCUGCUGCCGGCGGGACAGGAGCGCGGCGAGUACCGGCCGCUGGCGCCGCUGGUGGCGAGGAGGAUAGCGGACCCCGCCCGCGCCAGCUUCGUGACCGAUGACUUGAUCAAUUUGAAGUCUGUAAGUGAUGCUUGGUUACAGAUGAACGAAUCGUACCGAGAGAUCAUAUGGAUGUUGACGAAUACCCAACAACACGACAACAAAAUAACAAGAAAACCAGUGGUUAAACAGCACUCGCAAAGCGGUCUCCUGUACUGCGUGGGCAUGGUGUGCUACCACCUGCAGUACGAGUACGUGGGCGUGGUCCGCGGCUGGGACGCGCGCUGCCAGGCGCCGCCCAUGUGGCAGGUAUACGGGCUCCUGUACUGCGUGGGCAUGGUGUGCUACCACCUGCAGUACGAGUACGUGGGCGUGGUCCGCGGCUGGGACGCGCGCUGCCAGGCGCCGCCCAUGUGCGGGCUCCUGUACUGCGUGGGCAUGGUGUGCUACCACCUGCAGUACGAGUACGUGGGCGUGGUCCGCGGCUGGGACGCGCGCUGCCAGGCGCCGCCCAUGUGCGGGCUCCUGUACUGCGUGGGCAUGGUGUGCUACCACCUGCAGUACGAGUACGUGGGCGUGGUCCGCGGCUGGGACGCGCGCUGCCAGGCGCCGCCCAUGUGCGGGCUCCUGUACUGCGUGGGCAUGGUGUGCUACCACCUGCAGUACGAGUACGUGGGCGUGGUCCGCGGCUGGGACGCGCGCUGCCAGGCGCCGCCCAUGUGGCAGACCACACAGCGGGCUCCUGUACUGCGUGGGCAUGGUGUGCUACCACCUGCAGUACGAGUACGUGGGCGUGGUCCGCGGCUGGGACGCGCGCUGCCAGGCGCCGCCCAUGUGGCAGGUAUAGUGAUGUGCUCGCAGUAUAGUGAUGUACCACACAGCGGGCUCCUGUACUGCGUGGGCAUGGUGUGCUACCACCUGCAGUACGAGUACGUGGGCGUGGUCCGCGGCUGGGACGCGCGCUGCCAGGCGCCGCCCAUGUGGCAGGAGCGCAUGCGCGUGCACGAGCUGGCGGCGGGCGCGCAGCAGCCCUUCUACAGCGUGCUCGCCGCCGACUACAGCAGCCGCUACGUGGCGCAAGAGAACCUGCGAGAAAUGGCCGAGCCGACCCGCCUGUACCACCUCGAAGAAAAACUCGCCCGGGACUUCAGCCACUUCGACGGGUUCGCGUAUGUGCCCAACGAGGAGAAGGAGAGCGAGUACCCGGGCGACGCGCCCGUGAGAGAGGCGUACCGGACGCAUCUGUCCCGGGUGCUGUACUAGCGAGGACAUGUUGUACUGGCGAGGAGAAGUUGUACUAGCGAGGACUAUGUUGUACUAGCGAGGACAAUGUUGUACUAGCGAGGACAAUGUUGUACUAGCGAGGAGAAGGAGCGCGAGUACCCGGGCGACGCGCCCGUGAGAGAGGCGUACCGCACGCACCUCUCCAGGGUGCUGUACUAGCGAGGACAAUGUUGUACUAGCGGGGACAUGUUGUACUAGCGAGGACAAUGUUGUACUAGCGAGGACUAUCAAGGAUAGUAAAGCGCGGGAGUCGCCACUUUGCACUGCUAGACGGGUGGGAAAACGGCUACUAAAGAAGCCCUUUGGAGGGAAAAGAUAGUGGCUGAUAUUGUAUUGUAAGCUGAAAAGGGUCUCAGUUAGUCAUAGACAAUUUCAUUUCUGUAACACUGUAUAAAACUAAGGCACAGAAGGAGCGAUCGGCUGACGAGCCAGCUAUCCUGUCAGUACUUAGAAAGACCAGAGAGGAAGAAUUCUUUUUCUAGCACCAUGUACACUGUGCAUUUAAAACCUGCUUUGCAGCUUAGAUCAUGGGUAUAUGUAUAAGUUAUGGGUACGUGGUAAUGUUAUAUGUGAUCAUGAAUUGCCUAGUGCAUAUAGUAUUAUAUUAGUUAUAAGUGUAGCGUAGAUUAGUCAAAUGUAUUGGUGUAAAAAGUUUAAAUAAGCACUUUAAUUAGAGCAGAACAU
This is a messenger RNA of Plutella xylostella (diamondback moth), 3297 nucleotides long. The record is from RefSeq and is a predicted model, not a curated record. NCBI's taxonomy places the organism in Eukaryota, Metazoa, Arthropoda, Insecta, Lepidoptera, Plutellidae.